AUGCGAUGCGCGAGCAAGGCCGCCGAGAGCGCGUCCGCACGUCUCUGUGCUGACGCCGAAGCAGAAACCACAGCAACUGAUGUCUUAUCGGUUGCUGAAGCGACCCAGCCUGUGUCACUUGGUGAUGCAGGCGCUGGUCAUGAAGACACUCGUGUCUUCACAGAGUACGAGCUCGGUGUCUCGUACUCUCCUGAUAAGGAAGAAGGAUCCGUAUCGACGGCGAUCGAAUCCAAGCCGCCUGCCAAGCGUGGCAUGGAUGAUGCUUUGCGUCGUAGCAUCUUGGGUUCAUCUGAUUCAUCAGAUGAACCAUCGCCGAAGCGUAGGCGCUCGAGGUGGCGAGACUCGGGCGCUAAUAGUGGUGUCGGUUCUCCUGUUGACACCACUUCACAGCGAGGUGCCAGUACUUCUGUCGGCACAUCGCAGGAAGAGCGGGACCGCAAUGUCUUGCGUCCCGCUCCCGAAAAGAAGGCAUGGAUGCCUUUAAAAUCAGUCAUGGAUCACUUGUCGGCGACGACGAGUGAUCGUUAUCGAACACGGUUGUUCGAUUCGUCAAGGAUCCAUCACCUUGACCCCAGCGCGAAAAACUAUCGCGCUGAGAAUGAAUUCUUCAUCGAUGCUUUCUUUAGACAUCGAUGGUACAGUGGGAAUCACAAACCUGAUGGUCCCUCACUGCUUCAAGCGUGGAACGCUUACAUCCAUAACCUUGAGGAUGUAGGUCGUGACGCUUGGAACGACAAACUUAUCAAAGCUCGUGAUAAGUUUGAAAAGCGAACCCCGACAGGUGCACGCUACAAGCUGCAUAGUCUGUAA
Peronospora matthiolae is the source of this 810-nucleotide messenger RNA. The record is from the annotation of a GenBank genome assembly. Lineage: Eukaryota; Oomycota; Peronosporomycetes; Peronosporales; Peronosporaceae.